AGUGGCUACCCUAAUUUUCAGCUGCAGCCUUCUAGAACGCAUAGUGUCUAGGGGUAGUCUCUUGGCUGAUAUGAAGGCCUCUUUUUUAACCAAUUCGGAGUUUUUGGAAAGGAUAAGUUUACGCAGACCCUCGAGAGAGUUCCUAAGGAGGCUGUUUGAACGGUUUACUGAGGAAGCGAUGAAGGCCAUAAUGUUUUCCGAAGAGGAAACUCGCAAGCGCUGCCAUGUUCGUGUCGCGACUGAUAAAAUACUGAUUGGUCUACUACAUGCCCCCCAAAACAACAUUGCUAAAAAGGUUCUUGAAUCCAUGGGAAUCAAUCCAAAAGAUGUAUCUGUGGAGGCUGACAAAAUAGCUCGGAGACCUGCUUACGUAGGUACGGAUCAGGAGGUUCAAAAGACAAGUGAAAUCACCGCAAUCGAUGUACCAUUUAACCACCGUGCUUUGCACAUACUAGAGUUGUCAUAUCAAGAAGCUCGGAAACUUGGACAUCUUCUGCUUGGUCUUGUUAGUUAUGAAGUAUGUUUAGCGUCUCUGGUCCUGGCCAAGUUUGGUGCAACCGCUAGCAACAUUCGGGCAGAGGUGCUACGCUUGUUUGGGGAAAACAACAAUGAGACAAUAUUGGAGCUCACAAGUUAUCAACCAACUGUUGAAGAUGUUGCUAAGCUUGAUGAGGAACUAAGCGAGCUCGAAAAGAUACGCAGACGGAUGGGCAAAGAGAUUAGAGAAGCUUACGAUGCCCUACAAUUCGAAAAGGGUUAUGAUCUUUUUAGCCGACAGAGUGAAGUAAGACUGGAGAUAUCUGCUCUUGUAGCCAAAAGGGCAAACCUGAGCAUGUGGUGCUGAUUAAUAAGGAGAUUGGGAUAAAAUAAACGUGAUUUAGCGCA
This is a messenger RNA of Arabidopsis arenosa, 885 nucleotides long. The record is from the annotation of a GenBank genome assembly. Lineage: Eukaryota; Viridiplantae; Streptophyta; Magnoliopsida; Brassicales; Brassicaceae.